UGUCCCCUUCCUACUUUCGCCGGGUCCCAGUUGCUACAGCAUUUAAACUCGUCUACCCACCAACCUCCCACCUUUUUUUUCUCUCCCUCGCCUCAAUUCUUUUCUCUACUUGUUUGUAUUCUCACAACAAACAAAACAAAAACAAAAACCACUCACUUCACCUUGACGAUACCUACUACCUAGUAAUACUUUUCCAUACAAACAGAUAAAAACAUACCAAACAGUCUGCCCAUCAUGGUCAAGUGCGGUAUCAACGGUUUCGGUCGUAUCGGCCGCAUUGUCUUCCGCAAUGCUAUCGAGCACCCCGAGUGCGAGAUUGUCGCCGUCAACGACCCUUUCAUUGAGCCCAAGUAUGCCAAAUACAUGCUCGAGUACGACUCCACCCACGGCCGCUUCAAGGGCACCGUGGAGGUCUCGGGCUCCGACCUGGUCGUCAACGGCAAGAAGGUCAAGUUCUACACUGAGCGUGACCCCGCCAACAUCCCCUGGUCCGAGACUGGCGCCGAGUACGUUGUUGAGUCGACCGGUGUCUUCACCACCACCGAGAAGGCCUCCGCCCACUUGAAGGGUGGUGCCAAGAAGGUCAUCAUCUCGGCCCCCUCUGCCGACGCCCCCAUGUACGUGAUGGGUGUCAACGAGAAGUCGUACGACGGCAGCGCCAGCGUCAUCUCCAACGCUUCUUGCACCACCAACUGCUUGGCUCCCCUCGCCAAGGUCAUCAACGACAAGUUCGGCAUCGUCGAGGGUCUCAUGACCACCGUCCACUCUUACACUGCCACCCAGAAGACCGUCGACGGUCCCUCGGCCAAGGACUGGCGCGGAGGCCGUGGCGCCGCCCAGAACAUCAUUCCCAGCUCCACCGGUGCCGCCAAGGCCGUCGGCAAGGUCAUCCCCGCCCUCAACGGCAAGCUUACCGGCAUGUCGAUGCGUGUGCCCACCGCCAACGUCUCGGUUGUCGACCUGACCUGCCGCCUUGAGAAGGGUGCCUCAUACGACGAGAUCAAGACCGCCAUCAAGGAGGCUGCCAACGGCCCCCUGAAGGGUAUCCUCGAGUACACCGAGGAUGAUGUCGUCUCGUCUGACAUGAUCGGCAACAACGCCUCGUCCAUCUUCGACGCCCAGGCUGGUAUUGCCCUUAACGACAAGUUCGUCAAGCUCGUCAGCUGGUACGACAACGAGUGGGGCUACAGCCGUCGUGUCAUUGACCUCGUCACCUACAUCUCCAAGGUUGACGGUGGCAAGUAAGCGUUUCUUUGUUUUUGCAAAGGGCCCAAUACAGGUUGCUUGCCCAACGCUCAAGAGCUGAAGUAGGGAAUGAUAUCCUGGGGGGUGUUUUGAAAAAAAGAUAGAAAACUGCAGAAAGUAGUCUUACCGAAGAAGUAAAAAAGAACAAAAAAAGAACAAAAAAAAGCUCAAAACACACGUAUUAAUGAUUGGGAAUGAACUAUGAGAAUGAGAGAGAACAAGUAAAAGAUUGGCAUGGUAUCGUUCUGGAUGGAGGGACAAGCUUACUGCCUAUAAAGAUACCUAGUCUAUUUCACAGAAAAGAAUAUCUUUGCUCUCUGCUUAACCAGCUUUCAUUGAUGCUACUUGGAUCUCAUACUAAACAGUCGCCUGAUAAUCGCUUGGAUGUCUCAAGUACGAUAACACGUUCGUCUGAACUGGUAUUGAAGCCAUGAGAUAUGACCAAGCGUGGAAGGGGCCU
Molecule: messenger RNA, 1705 nt
Organism: Pyricularia grisea
Lineage: Eukaryota; Fungi; Ascomycota; Sordariomycetes; Magnaporthales; Pyriculariaceae
Exons: 3
Coding region: 235-1245 (336 amino acids)
Biological process (GO): glucose metabolic process
Molecular function (GO): NADP binding; oxidoreductase activity, acting on the aldehyde or oxo group of donors, NAD or NADP as acceptor; NAD binding
Source: RefSeq, a predicted model, not a curated record